Salvelinus fontinalis (brook trout) is the source of this 1898-nucleotide messenger RNA. RefSeq names its product mono-ADP ribosylhydrolase 1 (gene macrod1). The record is from RefSeq and is a predicted model, not a curated record. Gene Ontology annotation, molecular function: ADP-ribosylglutamate-[protein] hydrolase activity. The coding region runs from base 521 to 1678 and encodes 385 amino acids. Gene Ontology annotation, cellular component: nucleoplasm. The transcript has 11 exons. Lineage: Eukaryota; Metazoa; Chordata; Actinopteri; Salmoniformes; Salmonidae. Gene Ontology annotation, biological process: DNA damage response; purine nucleoside metabolic process; peptidyl-glutamate ADP-deribosylation.
UUCCGGGUUAAGCGAGCGGUGUGUAAAAUCAGCGCGUCUUAGCGGAUCGUGUUUCGGAGGACCUUCACCUCUCCCGAGCCCGUUGGGGAGUUGUAGCGAUGAAACAAGAUCGUAAUUACCAAUUAGAUAUCACGGAAAUUGGGAGAAAAAUUCACAAAACAAAUAAAACACUGAACUCCUACCAUACUGUAUAUCCACAUACAGCGUUGAUAAUUCGAGUGAACGGUGAUGGUUAAUUUGUUGAAUAAUGAAUUUGUUUAUACUCAACUUGCAAGGUGUUUUAUAGCAAGACAACAAUUCAUACUCUAUAUAGGUCAUAUAACUCCCCUCCCAUUUGGUACAAUCCAUGCGUCAUUGUUUACAACAAAAUGGCCAAGUAUUUCUUCCCCUAUAUUCAAACUGGAUAAAGGCGCUUUAAAUAACGAAAAAGAAACUAACUACCGAACUGGAAAAACACACCGGACACUCACGUAACGUUAGUAGUUCUGUGUCGGAUUGACUUCAGGAUCACACUCACAGCAUGGCAUUUCAAAUGUCAACUGUCUCUUCGCGUAUCAGAGCCAUAUGUCCAUUUUCCCGCUGUCGUAGUGGUGACUUUCAUACUAGUGAUAUCGGUGUGUGCUCCAAAUUUAGAAACAUUUUCGGUGUUCCAAAUCGUCAGGUGUAUUCGCUGGUGCGAAGUGGGCAGAGUUCGGCGAACUCCAGCCCUGCAAAGUGCAAGGCCAUUCUGAACCCAGGGGGUAUUCAUUUUGCAAACCGUGUGGAGAAGUUUUCAACAACUACAGCUGCCGCGAAGUCGUUUGAGUCGUUUCAGGGGCAAAACAAGGCCUCGACCUCCGGGGGAAAGUACGGUUCGUUGUACCGGAUCGCCCUCGCCGCGCUUGGGGUGACCACCGCGGUCGUGUCCCUGCACGCAAGUGCCCAUCUCGCCAUGGCGACGGGAUUGGAGCGGCAAGACCUUGACUCAGCCAAAGGCGAUUGGAACGAGGUGAAGGCUGCCUUGCUCCAUAUGAGUCAGGGGGAGAGAAGGAAGCUCUACAGGACUACCUACCUGUCCCUGGAGGAGGUGCCUGUGUGGACCCCCAAGUCACUAGUGGACAGAGGUGAUUCAGUCAAGGCGACCAAAUUCAAGAGGAACGAAGCUCUGGACAAGAAGAUCUCCUUGUUCAGCGGUGACAUCACCAAACUGGAGAUUGAUGGGAUCGUCAAUGCAGCCAACAAGACCCUGUUGGGGGGAGGAGGAGUGGAUGGUGCGAUCCACCGCACGGCCGGCCCCCUCCUGAGGUCCGAGUGUGCUGAGCUUCUAGGGUGUGAAACGGGAGAGGCUAAGAUUACAGGGGGCUACGGCCUGCCUGCCAAGUAUGUGAUCCACACAGUGGGGCCUAUAGCGAUGGGGGAAGUGGGGGAGGAGGAGAGGAGCCGCCUCAGGGACUGCUACCAUCACAGCCUGCAGAAGGCCACCGAUACCAAGCUACGCACUGUGGCGUUUCCUUGCAUCUCCACUGGAAUCUACGGAUACCCACCUGAGCAGGCUGUGCACGUCGCGUUGGAGACUGUCAGGAAGUACCUGGAUGAACACCAUGAGAAGCUGGACAGAGUGAUCUUCUGUGUGUUCCUGCCCACUGAUAGGGAGCUGUACCUGAAAAACCUCCCUCUCUACUUCCCUUCUGCCUGCUGAUCAGAGUGCCCUGUUCGAACACAGACUCACCUGUGAAGAGUAAACUCUGAAAGAGGGACGUGUGGAGUUGCAAUAAUGCAAUAAUGCUGCUCACCACAUGCAAUAUCCUCCUCAUCUUCCUCCUUUCCACCCACCGGCUCUGCAAUAGAGAAGACCUGGGUGCAUAUCUUAACACUGGAUGAAUGUCUAGAGCUGAAUAAACUGCUUUAUUAUCAAUGAA